Messenger RNA from Cryptomeria japonica (Japanese cedar), 1157 nucleotides. RefSeq lists its product as uncharacterized. Bases 9 to 1076 code for a protein of 355 amino acids. NCBI's taxonomy places the organism in Eukaryota, Viridiplantae, Streptophyta, Pinopsida, Cupressales, Cupressaceae. The transcript has 3 exons. Gene Ontology annotation, molecular function: protein dimerization activity. The record is from RefSeq and is a predicted model, not a curated record.
UGUUCAUCAUGAACAUGAAAAAUACUUCUGCAGAGAUGUGUGAGAGCUCUUAUAGUUUUAUGGAGGAUGAUAUUUUCAUGGUAGGAACAGACAUCAACGGAGGUGUAGAUUAUUCAGCCACGAUGGGUAAUUUUCCUGGUUUUCAUAGGGGAGAUUUAGUUAUUACAGAUCGUCUUUGGAGUGGUAAUGCCUUUACAGAUGGGCAGCAGCUGACUGAACAAUAUCAUAGUGACGAGGCCUACCCUCAAGUGAUGGAUAUUCCACAAACUUCAACCUCCUCUCACCAAUAUGAAUUGGUUGAUUGUAAUCUCGAUCUCCAUGGUAGACCAAAACUAAAUAGUGCAUUCCGGAACUACAAGAAAGAUUCUAAAAAAGAAAUCCAUUUCUGUUUGGCAUCUAGAGUGAAACAGAAAUCGCUAAAGAGAUGCUUCAAUUUUCUAAGUAGGACGUAUAAAAACAGUAGAGACAGGUCAAGUUGGGAAGCAAACCAUGGGACGGUAGAGGAGUCAUAUGCUUUAACGCAUAAGAUUGCUGAGCGCAACAGGAGAAACAAACUCAAUCAGCAAUUUUUGGCUUUACGUUCUCUUCUUCCUCACAAUCCCAAGGUUGAUAAAAUUUCCACACUGACAAAUGCGAUAUUCGAGCUUAAUCAACAAAAGCUUCGCAUAGAGGAGCUUGAGCAGCUGAAUCAAAGUCUAACCCAUGCACUUAGAGAGAACUCUAUAAGCGAAGCUUGUAGUAGCGCAGCAGAUUCAAGAAGAGAUGCGUUGAUGCAGUGUAUCUGUGAAGAAGCUGAUGUACUUGUUGAGAAAACCAGCAUCCCAGAUGAAACCAUUAUUGAAGUAAGCUUGAAAAAGAUAGCAUCCAAUUGUACUCACAUGGACAUCAUUGUUACAGUGGAUAAGUGCUUGAGAGAAAUGAAUUUGGAGGUGUUGAGAAUCCAAUGGAGGGAGUUAGAUUCAUCAAAACAAUUAAUUGAGGGGACAAUCAGCAGUAGAAGAAAGGGAGAACGAUGGGAAGUAAACGAGAGGAAGAAGAUUAAGGCGGCGGUGAAAAGUUCUCUCACUGCGAGUUAAGAGACAUUAACCAGGGCUGUAUUAGAGCAUAGUUCUGGUCAAAUGUUGGUAAGACGAUUUUGCCAAAAUUUUGGUAAAAGA